AUGGCGGGAACUUCUAUUCCAGCUAUAGUAAAGAAGCAUAAAAUUAAAUGGUGGGGAUCAUUCAAAAACACCACCACAGAAAUAGUUGUAAAAGAAAGGAUACUUAAAAAAGCACAAUUCCCUACUGUGUCUUAUGCUGGUAAAUUAACAUUGCAACAAGGAGAGCCAUCAUUUGGAGCCCAGAAAGCCCAAUGUCAGGCCUUAUUAGCAGCAGCUAAAACCCCUGAAGAGUUCAAAAUAAUUUGCCAGCAGAUGUUCAAGCAGCUUACUCCAGAAGAAAAAGAAAAAGUAAAGCAAUCCUGUGAUAAAGAAUCGUCAAAGGAAUCCAGUGAUAAGGAAUCAUCAAGAAAGUCUUCCAGUAAAAAAAUUUCAAAGAGGCAGUCCAAGAAAAAAAUUAAAAAGCAGUCCAGUUCUGAAUCGGAGUCGACAGCGUCAUCCCAGACGUCAUCCUCUAGUAAGAACCAGACAUCUUCAUACUGUGAUAGUAAUGAAGACGACUGUUAUGGAGUUCUUCCCCCAGUAAAAAUUAAAAGUAAAACAGGCAAAAGAAGAGAUAAACAGAAGGCAAAAGUAAAAAAGGAAAAGAAAGGUAAAUUGAAGAAAGGUAAGAAAAAGAAGGACACCACAUCAUCAGAAUCAGAGUAA
Molecule: messenger RNA, 645 nt
Organism: Manihot esculenta (cassava)
Lineage: Eukaryota; Viridiplantae; Streptophyta; Magnoliopsida; Malpighiales; Euphorbiaceae
Exons: 1
Coding region: 1-645 (214 amino acids)
Source: RefSeq, a predicted model, not a curated record